GUGCCCUUUCCUCGACGAUGUACAACAAGACAUCCAGCAGCAUACUAAGUACCCUGCGGUGAGGCCGCAUGAACGACCCCGGCGGCCAGCAGGACCAUCUGAACGGUCAUAGCGGAUUCAUUCUAGCCGUGUUUUGCGUCGUGUCCAUCUUUGUCAUCUGGCCCGCUCGAAUCCCGUUACCGAACCAUGUCCAGCGACUCUUGCUGCUGCUCCUCAGGCGAGGGCGUAUCAUAUCCGAUGAUGAUUGCAGAAGGCUGUCCGCACGACGCCUAUACUUCUCCUUGUCGCUUAAGACGGCGCCUGUCAUUGGCGUGAUCUUACUUCUAGCGACCACCACUAUCCAUGGCAGCACGAUCAAAUUGGGGAUCAAGGGCGAUGAGAGCAUCAAGCCAUACGAUGUUCUGGUUCUUUUCAUUUCUCUGGCAUAUAUCUCGAUUGCGCUCGACGGAACCGGUGCUCUCGAGGCCGUCGCUCUGUGGGUCUCAAAGAGAGGCGGGAGUUCCGGCCGGUUACUGUUCGCCUAUCUAUACUCCUUCUUUCUCUUGACCGCAUGCAUUGUUGGCAACGACCCUCUCAUUCUUUCGGGAACUCCUUUUCUCGCAUACUUGACUCACCAUGCCAAGCUCGAGCCCGAGGCAUGGAUCUUCAGCGAAUUCAUGGCAGCAAAUACCGCUUCAGCGGUCCUGGUGUCCUCAAACCCAACAAACAUCCUGAUCGCUGGCAGCUUCUCGUUGAAUUACCUGACAGACUUUACGAAAUGGACCAUCCUACCCUCCAUCGUUCCCGCCAUCCUCACCUAUCCGAUCUUGACAGGCAUGUUUUGGAAGAAGAUCCCGAAGACCCUGACUCCGCUCGAGAUUGAUCCUUGGUCAAAACUCCGUGAUCGGACUGGAGCCAUUGUCCUGAGCUCCCUCAUGCUCGUCACCGUUGCCGUCCUGGUCGGCACGAGCUUCGUACCGGGCCACGCAGUCGAGGUGUGGAUGGUCACCAUGCCAGCGGGAGUGUUGGCUUUUCUAUUCGAGGUGACCAGUGAUUUGUGGAGACCUAGAAAGCAAAGAGGCGCUGUCCACCAACAAGCGACUGACCCGUCCGCCGAGGACCACGCUGUCGACAGAACUAGUGCCGCAAAGGCGCAGGACCAACUGCCGCUCGGCGAGCUUAUCAAGUCCCCCAAAGAAGAACCUGAACCAGACCCAGAAUCUCCGCCAUCGCGUGGACCCGACUGCAAAUAUUCCCCGUCGAAGGGCAUAUCUUGUACAUCCCUCAUGCGCACCCUGGCCCGCCGCUUCCCAGGCACGACUCGGACACUCGUCCGUCUCCCGAUCCCCCUUCUACCCUUCGCCAUGUGCGAGUUCAUCUUAGUCCGCGGCCUCGAACAACGAGGCUGGAUCGCAGUCUUUGCACGAGGAUUCGCAAACGCAUGCACCACGCCCGCCAGGACGGUCUUCUUCAUGGGCUUUGUGAGCGCCGCCUUCCUCUGCCCACUCGCGGGCACGAACAUUGGCGCCACCAUCAUCUUGGUUGAGAUCAUGCGAGAUCCGGCAUUCUCACAAUCCCCUGCUGCGCUGGCCGAUCCCCGCAUCCUGCUCGGUGCCAUCUAUUCGGUCGCCAUGGGCAGUAAUAUAGGUGCAUUCAGCUACACCUUCGCAGGCAGUCUCGCAGGUCUGUUGUGGCGAGGAUUACUCGCAGACAAAGGCAUCACAGUCAGCCAACUCAAGUUUGCGCUGGUCAAUGCUCUGCCAUUAUUGAUGCAAAUUACCACCGCGUCGGCGAUAGUGCUUGGGGAAUUAUACUGGUUUGCAUAAGAAGACUGAUGGCUACGUUCACCUAAUGCACCCUUCGCUGUUUCAGAAUAGGAGCCAAAGCGGUGACGGACCUAUUCGACCUCUGCGCGUCGAGAGGCGCCGCGAUUCAAAGAGUCAGGCACAAGUAUAUUCCAAAUCAAGGCUAUCUUCCCAAUCCACCGUCUUCGUGUUUGUGAUGGAAAUGUUCCGCAGUCUCAUGUUUCA
Exophiala xenobiotica is the source of this 2009-nucleotide messenger RNA. RefSeq lists its product as uncharacterized. The record is from RefSeq and is a predicted model, not a curated record. The coding region runs from base 69 to 1805 and encodes 578 amino acids. Gene Ontology annotation, cellular component: membrane. Gene Ontology annotation, biological process: transmembrane transport. NCBI's taxonomy places the organism in Eukaryota, Fungi, Ascomycota, Eurotiomycetes, Chaetothyriales, Herpotrichiellaceae. The transcript is spliced from 3 exons.